AUGACUUCAACGUAUGAGCUCGUCAUCAGAGCCUCGUUGUUGACGAUAGAGCCAAAGGUGUGUACAACAAGCCUCGCUGAGCACCCUCAGGGCUACUGCUACUCCAGACAAGACUGCGCUCUUCUCAACGGCACCAGCGCUGACUCUUGUGAUACAAACUACGGCUUCUGCUGUACCUUCAGUCGUACGUGCGGCGGCAGCACACUUACUAACAUCACAAGUUUCGUCAACCCAAGCUACCCAAGCGUGGAUAAAACGUCCGGUGACUGCAGCAUCGAAGUCGCCUUAAUAAGUAACAACAUCUGUCAGCUGCGCUUGGACCUGCAGAAGUUUGUUCUGGCCCAGCCAAACUUAGAUGGCGUUUGCGACACCGACUAUUUGAGUGUUAGCGGGACUGCCAAUGAUGCGGAUAUUCCGAGAAUUUGUGGGACGAACUCCGGACAGCACAUUUACGUGAAUGUGGAUCCAACGCGAAGCCCAAAGAUUAUUAUGAAAACCGGAGCCUCUGAAUUUGAAAGAUCUUGGAACAUCAUCAUCACGCAGAUUGAUUGUAACUCUCCUAAAAAAGCUCCCGAUGGUUGCUUACAGUACCACUCUGAACUCACGGGCGUCGUCGAGAGCUUCAACUACCGGAAGCCAACAAAUAUUAUUGAAAUAGACAGUAAUCAAGUGCAGCGUCAUUUGGCCAAUCUGAACUACGCGGUGUGUCUGGCUCGUAUGGGGGGAUGUAAGAUAACUUGGACGCCAUCGCAAACUGAAUCACCUUACGCUUUCAUCAUGUCCGGAGAUGCCAAAACAGAUACGGUCCAAAUUGUGUAA
This is a messenger RNA of Hyalella azteca, 819 nucleotides long. RefSeq lists its product as uncharacterized. Bases 1 to 819 code for a protein of 272 amino acids. The record is from RefSeq and is a predicted model, not a curated record. NCBI's taxonomy places the organism in Eukaryota, Metazoa, Arthropoda, Malacostraca, Amphipoda, Hyalellidae. The transcript is spliced from 7 exons.